CCUGGGAAGCGCAGGGCGCCCACCGCGCGGCGUCUGCCCGGUUGCUCUGGAGCUGUGGAGCGUGGCCGCCCGCCGGCUUCCUGCCCUGCUCCAGCCAUGGGGAGCACGGAGAGCAGCGAGAGCCGCAGAGUGUCCUUCGGAAUGGACGAGGAGGAGCGGGUCCGGGUGCUGCAGGGCAUCCGGCUGUCUGAAAAUGUGGUUAACCGCAUGAAGGAUUCCAGCCAGCCUGCAGCAGGCCAGCAGCGAGCCCCUCCGCCGUCUGCGUUGGGGUCUCCAGGAGGCAGUGCAAACGCCCCACAGAAAGAAUCCAAACCACUGAGGUCGGAGGCCAGUGGUGGCCCGCAGUCCACAGGAAUGAAAGAGGAUCUCAAGAGGUUCAAACAGGAGCAGGCCACAGUCCAGGAUGAGCUGUCCCAGGUGGCAAAGAGGGAAAGAGAGGCAGACAUGAAGCAUUCGAAGGUGUCCCUGCCUCAGGGGACAGAAAAUGCCGAACAUGAGAAGCAGAAGUCAGCCCAGCUGGCCAGGGAGCUGGAGAGCAGAGAGGCAGAGCUCAGACGCCGCGACACCUUCUACAAGGAGCAGCUGGGGCACCUGGAGAGGAAGAACGCGGAGAUGUAUAAACUGUCUUCACAGCAAUUCCAUGAGGCGGCUUCGAAAGCAGAGAGCACGAUAAAGCCCCGCAGGGUGGAACCGGUGUGCUCAAGCCUGCAGGCCCAGAUCCUGCGCUGCUACCGUGACAACCUGCACGAGGCACUGCUGUGCUCAGACCUGGUCAAGACGUACCAGCACUGCGUGAGCGCCGCUCACAAGGGUUGAGGAGCAGCCAUCACUCCUGGCCCUGGCGGUGACUUGGAGCCCUGAGGAAGGGCCUGCUCGUGGGACCACAGUCCGCAGACCCUGGGCCACAGCCGCCGUGCCCUGCCAUUUCCUGCUGGGACACCCACAUAUGCCUCUGAGCUUGGGGCUGCCCUGCGCUUAGGAAACAGAGUAUGUCCUCGUGUCCGAAAGCAAAUAAAGCAGAUGUCUUUGU
Lepus europaeus (European hare) is the source of this 1030-nucleotide messenger RNA. RefSeq names its product coiled-coil-helix-coiled-coil-helix domain containing 6 (gene CHCHD6). The record is from RefSeq and is a predicted model, not a curated record. Gene Ontology annotation, cellular component: mitochondrion; MICOS complex. Gene Ontology annotation, biological process: cristae formation; DNA damage response. Bases 97 to 816 code for a protein of 239 amino acids. The transcript has 8 exons. Lineage: Eukaryota; Metazoa; Chordata; Mammalia; Lagomorpha; Leporidae.